This is a messenger RNA of Oryzias melastigma (Indian medaka), 1877 nucleotides long. RefSeq names its product cerebellar degeneration-related protein 2a (gene cdr2a). The coding region runs from base 143 to 1501 and encodes 452 amino acids. The transcript has 7 exons. The record is from RefSeq and is a predicted model, not a curated record. NCBI's taxonomy places the organism in Eukaryota, Metazoa, Chordata, Actinopteri, Beloniformes, Adrianichthyidae.
AGCCUCUCACAUGCAGGAUGCAGGAUGCAGUUUACGUUUCCCUCCUGCCUGGUGGAGACGGCGGACAAGUUCAAGCUGCUUCAGUAACAAGACUUUGUUGUCAGAUCAUCAUUGAUUCCAUCGCGGCUCAUUCUGCCUUAAAAUGUUGACCGACAUGAUUCUGGAGGAAGAAUUUGAGAAGAACAAGGAGUCUUGGUACAACCCUCAAGAGCUCGAACACGACCUACACUUGGCAGCAGAGCUGGGGAAAACUCUCCUCGACAGGAACCAUGAGCUGGAGCAGGCCCUGCAGCACAUGCAUUCAACCAACCAGGAGCAGAUUCAGGAGAUAGAGUACCUGACCAAACAGGUGGACCUGCUGCGUCAGAUGAACGACCAUCAUUCCAAAGUGUAUGAGCAGCUGGACGGUGCAGCCAGAGAUCUGGAGCAAAGCAACCAGAGAAUAGUGCAGGACAACCGUUUGGCCCAACACAAGAUCCAAAGUCUUACAGAAACGAUUGGGGACCUUCAGACCUACAUGGAGGACCUGCAGGCACAGAUAGAGGAGCUAAAAACUGCCCAGGAGGAGCGGAGGAAGCGAGAGCUGGCAGAGCAGCGGCGCAGUCUUGGAGCGCAGAGUGUUUCCUGUCUCAAGGAGCUGUAUGACUUACAUCAAGCCUGGUAUCCGGCUCACACUGAGGGACUCUGGUCAGCCAGGAAGAACUUCUUCUGUGACAAAGACAAAGAGGAUACCCUGGAGGUGGAGAACCAAACCCUUCAGCGCUCCAUCCAAACUCUCCAGAGGCAGAUAUCUGCCGAGCGGAGCCGCAGGGAGGCGGCGGAGCAGGAGAUCGAGCUGACAUCCAGGGAGAACUCAAACCUAGAGCAUCGGUUGGCUCUGCUCGCCGGCUGUCAGACCAGACAGAGAGAGCUGGAGGAGGAAGUGGAGCAGCUCCGGCUUCUGUGGAGGGCUGACUGCAACAAAAGUGUUAGAAGACCUGAGGAGCUGCUGAUGCCUGAAACCAUUUUCUUUGCCUCAGAGGAAAGGCCGUGUCUAAACCAGAGUGAGACAGAAGAGAAAGCGGAAAAGGUAGAGGAGGCGAGCCCCGUCAGCAGACACAGGCGUCACAGCGACAGCAUUUUAAGAGCAGCAAACGCAGAUGAAAUCCGCCGUGGUCACGAGCAGAUGUGUAUCCGACGUGCAGAAGCUGUAAAACAGAGAGGCAUUUCUCUGCUCAAUGAGGUGGAUGCCCAGUACAGCGCUCUGCAGGUGAAAUACGACGAACUGCUGCAGCAGUGUCAGCAAACGGAGAGGCUCAGUCAUAAAGAGGUCCAGACGUCCAGCAGUCCCUCUGCAAGCGUUCGCCGUCUGUCCAGCUCCACCGCAACCGAUCUGACGCCUGUUCCUGAAGACAACCGUCUACCCGAGUACAAGGCUCUCUUCCAGGAGAUCUUCACCUGCAUCCAGAAGACCAAAGAUGACCUCAGCGAGAGCCGGUGUCCCAUCAGCAGUUCCUCAUAAUCUGUUGUUAAACUCCUCAGAAUGUCGUAUAUUCUUUCUGCUUUGGUCAUUACAUUUAAGACAUAUUUGUUAGUUUGCACUGUUGGUUUUAAUUCAUCCUGCUGAAAAACGUUCUGUAAAUGUGAUUAAUUUGACUGCAUAUCUAAACUGUAAUAUCCAGUGUUACCUCCUCUAAUACUUUAUAUAAUGUUGACCACUUGAGUAAUUGUUGAAUGUGGAAUUUCAAGAUUUGGUAGUAUUUAUGCAUUUCUAGAAAUGUCGUAUUACUGCAAAACUCCAAGGCAAAUAAUCUUUAAGAUUUAGCUGGUGUGAUCGUAAGUUGAAAAUGGAUAACUGAACAGUUGGGGCUAUUAUAGGUAGUUAGAAAAAAAAAAAA